AUGCCUUCGUACUUGGUCACCGGCUCGAGCCGUGGUCUUGGACUAGGAUUCGUCACUCAGCUGCUUCGGAACAAGGACAACAUUGUCGUGGCAACAGCAAGGGAUACUGCAGGAUCGUCUGGUCUACAAGAGCUCAACGCUCGCAACAAUGAAGGACGCCUCAUACUGAUCGACCUUGAUGUUACGAAAGCAGAGAGCAUUAAAUCAGCUGCUGAACAGACGGCCAAGGUCUUGCCAGAAGGAUUGGACCAUCUCAUAAGCAAUGCUGGAGUUAGCGGAAAUCUAAUGCGUCAUGUCAGGGAUGUCGAUGAGCUCGUCGAAGAAGUCAAGUUUCCUCUCGUUUCAUUGCUCCUCCUGGUUCGAGGGUUUCUUCCCCUCAUCCAAAAGGGUCAAGCAAAGAAGAUCUUGGUCAUCACCUCUGUUGUCGGCUCGUUAACCAUUGCUCCACUUACAGAAAAUCUGGGGUAUGGUUAUGGGAUUGCUAGAGCAGCUCUUAACAUGAUGGCCCGGAAAUGGAGCACGCCCCUAAAAGCAAAGGGAGUUACUAUCGCUCUCAUCCAUCCCGGGUGGGUUGAUUCCACCGAUAUGGGUAGUUCGAUAGUUCCUUGGGCUGAGAAGAACCCCUCAGCCUUGUCCAGCAUCACUGUAGAACAGUCGGCUGCUGGUGUCACGAAGGUUCUGCACGAUCUUAAAAUCGAGGACACUGGAUCGUUCUACAAUUACGACGGCACGACACUUCCUUGGUAG
Molecule: messenger RNA, 747 nt
Organism: Exophiala spinifera
Lineage: Eukaryota; Fungi; Ascomycota; Eurotiomycetes; Chaetothyriales; Herpotrichiellaceae
Exons: 5
Coding region: 1-747 (248 amino acids)
Molecular function (GO): oxidoreductase activity, acting on the CH-OH group of donors, NAD or NADP as acceptor
Source: RefSeq, a predicted model, not a curated record